Cucurbitaria berberidis CBS 394.84 is the source of this 1323-nucleotide messenger RNA. RefSeq names its product DnaJ-domain-containing protein. The record is from RefSeq and is a predicted model, not a curated record. The coding region runs from base 1 to 915 and encodes 304 amino acids. Lineage: Eukaryota; Fungi; Ascomycota; Dothideomycetes; Pleosporales; Cucurbitariaceae. The transcript has a single exon.
AUGCCACCCCGCCCAACCCUCCUUCUCCUGCGCCCAAUCGCAAUCGCCCGUCCACCAAGGACAUGUCACGCAUGUCUUCGCCGUACUCGCCCUUCUUCCCCUCCACGGCGCAUACAGACAUUGCUAUUCCACACGACCUCUACGCGUUGGAGCGAUAACACCCCGAACCACUACGAGACCCUGCAGCUGACAUCAGCUGCCUCCGCUGCAGACGUUAAGCGUCAAUUCUAUACCCUCUCCAAGAAACACCAUCCCGAUCGCAACCCUGACGACCCCACUGCAUCAACCCGCUUUGUUGCAAUUAGCGAAGCAUACCAUGUCCUCUCCAUACCAGAGAAGCGAGCGCAGUACGAUGCCCAACUCCAACAGUCACAAUCGAAAUCGCGCUGGGAGUGGAAUGGAAGUAGCUAUCCGCAGGGGAGUCAUAGUAGUGCGAGCUUCGGAGCCAGGCCGGCGAGCGGACUGAACAAGAAGAGGAGUACCUUUCGCGGUCCGCCGCCUAGCUUCUUUAAAGCUGGAGGAUACGGACAACACGGUGCAAAACGAGCCGAAUACGCGUAUCAUGGCGCGACAGAGGGCCACGAGGGGAACAAGCAAGCGAGACAAGAGAGCUAUGGAGAGUGGGGUGGCUUCGGUCCGGGACAACAGCGUCAAGGGCACGAGGUACCUCACUUCGACGAUAGACGGCACAAGGAGAUGCACGAUAAUGUGAAUAAUCACAUCUACGCACGGCGACACAGGACGCAACGAAGAGUUCAUGUCGAAGAAGAGUUCAAUAGAGGGGGCAUGCUUGCCAACUUCCUCAUGGUCUCGGGUAUUAUAGGAAUGAUUGGCAUAACCGCGAAACUAUUUGGGGAUGGGCAUGAGGGUACGAAGGAAGGCAAAAACACCGGCAAAUGGAAAGAGGAAGCAUGAUACAAGUGGACCUUGACCCCGCUGGCGUCGGGGCUGUACAUACGCGGAUCCGAUAUCACGGAAUGCAUCAUCACACUGCAAAUGGCGUUUCCAGAAGAUGCGCUGAGACAGAUUGUUGUACAUGCCCAAAAGCCAUACUACACUUGCUCACUGCAUCACAUCGAUCGAGAAGAUUAGUCCGCUUCGCUAUAGAACCAAAGGAAUCUAAAAAGCUACCUCCCCACUCGUAUCUACAUGGACAACCCUUUAAGAGCGUUUAACCCUCAAAGGUGAAGCUGGUGCCGAGCUUGUGGCCGGCCUCGUUCAGCUUCUGGGUAUCGAAAGAACCGCCAAUACCGAAGGUCAGGCCGCUGUUGACUUUGGUGUUGUAGGCGAGGGAGGCAAUGCCGAGGUUGUUGAUCUUGGCCU